This is a messenger RNA of Aspergillus fijiensis CBS 313.89, 939 nucleotides long. RefSeq lists its product as uncharacterized. The record is from RefSeq and is a predicted model, not a curated record. The transcript has 2 exons. The coding region runs from base 1 to 939 and encodes 312 amino acids. Lineage: Eukaryota; Fungi; Ascomycota; Eurotiomycetes; Eurotiales; Aspergillaceae.
AUGUAUCUCCGAAGUACCAAGUACGAUGUCUUUGGAAAUUCUAGCAAUCCCGGAGGUAGUACUGAGCCAGUUCCUCGAUAUCUUGCAAAUGCUAUCCAGAUUAGUCCCGCCCGCGGCUCAUGCAAUCCCCGCGACUACUGCUGUGAGUAUCUUGACGAGACUUUGAUCAAGGUGGAGGUUCACCGACCCGAGGAGACCUGUCUCUUUGCCACAGAGCUGCAGCAAUACCGCGAGACCAUCCAUCAGGUCUCGCAGAUCCUCCAGCAUGCAGCACGCCAGCGCGAGCGCGGUCCUCGCCCUGACAGUAGCACCGCACCACCGCAACUGGAGAUCCAUCCUUGCCGUAAAAGACGCAUCACCAUCUCCUGGGAGGAAUCACGACUCCACCCCCCAAGCCCCUUCCUCCCUAUAAUCCACAUCAACGGCUUCCCCGGCACCGGCAAACUAACCAUCGCGCAACACCUCGUCGCGCACUAUCCCCCUCCCUCAUCCAUCACCACCACCGCCUCAGAUCCACCCCCAGCAAAACUAAAACUCAUCCACAACCACCUCCUCAUCAACCCCGCCGACGCCGUCCUCCACCGCACCCAACCCGGCUACCAAGCCCUGCGCCACGCCCUGCGCGCCGCCAUCUUCACAACCCUGACCCACGAGCCCGCCACCCACGCCACCGCCUACAUCUUCACGGACUUCCAGACGACCAACGCGCAAGGGGCCCAGGUGUGCGCCGAGUACGCGCAGGCCGCGGACGACCGCGGCUGCGCCCUGAUCCCCGUCGUGCUGACCUGCGCCGCGGACGAGAACCUGCGCCGCAUGAUGCACGCGGACCGCGGGGUGCAUGCCAAGUUGCAGGGCGUUCGGCUGCUCGAGGCAUUUCGGCGCGGGGCCCCGGUGUUCCGGUUUAGUGAUAGAGGAAGGAGUUUUUGGAGGUCGAUGUGA